This is a messenger RNA of Thelazia callipaeda (thelaziosis nematode), 3135 nucleotides long. The record is from the annotation of a GenBank genome assembly. Lineage: Eukaryota; Metazoa; Nematoda; Chromadorea; Rhabditida; Thelaziidae.
AUGGUAAAUGGUACUGCGAAGGAAGUUUGUACCCGAGUCUUCCACACUAUCCAAAAUAGUUCAUUUUUUCAACGAAUUGAAUUGCCAACGCCUGUAAGAUGCGUUGAAAGCUGUAUCGAUAACAUUGAGUACUGUAAAGCUGCACUGUUUAUUUCAGAUGAAGGAAAGAGUAAAGGUCUAUGUCAGUUAUACAGUGAAAAUUCACAGUCAAACAAAGUCAGUAUCAUUUCGAACAACCGUCAUAGUCCAACAAGUACAGUAUUUGAAAUUCUUGACAAAUGUUCAAUCACAAACAAAGUAGACACAUCAAGCAACAAUUUCUUGGAGGAUAUAAGUUUGGAGCUCAAGCAGAAACUUGAAUCAUGGUCAGAUCAAGAAUUUUCUUCUUAUCCUGGAAUAGCAAUGAGUUCCUUCUCAAACGAGCAUUUAGCUCGAAGAAUGCCAAGUGGAGAUGACAGAAAAGAAAGGCAAACGUUGGAAGAAAAAAAUAAUUUUGACAUACUCACUCGGAAUGAAUAUAAUAAGUGGACGAAAUAUGCAGAAGUAAGACGAGACACAACUUCAGAAACCUCUAACAAUUUUAACAAUGUACUUUUUUCCAGAGCUAAUAAUGAAGCAUUAGCUCAGAAUGUACAUGGUAAUAAGGUGUCAUCAGAAUAUGCAAAGUUUAACUUGCCGAUUUCACCUCAAAAUCGGGACGUCUACAGCAGCAAUGUUCCGAAAUAUGAUGACUAUACUUCGACUUAUUUCACAGAUUAUACCUUUCCAAAAAAUGGAGUACCGCUUCCCGAUCCCAUACAACCAGUUUCCAUAAUUCGUGGCCGGCAAGAAUUCCAGUAUAAUAAGGGAUGUCAAGGAGCCAACUGUUAUGCACCAUCGCUAGCUUACCUUAAACAGUCUAGCUUAGGUCAGCCUUGCAUGACUUAUUCCUCUAACCCUUGCAUAUCAUCCAGAAUUCAUUCAUGCCUUUCUGUAAGUGAACUUUUAUGUCCACCUGUCCAAACACAGUCUUACUAUUUACCAUCCAAAACGACAAUCCCCGAAAGGUUCUAUAACAGUCAGAGCUCGACGAACGACUUUAUAUCAACUUCUGGAAGACAAGAAUUCAAUUUAAUCAACCCGACAUCAACUCCAAAACAGCCAUCAAAAGAGAAGAAGAUAUCAUCUUGGUCAGAAUGGUCGCUUGCAACUUCAUGUUCAGUAACUUGUGGAAAUGGAAUCAGAAAGCUGACACGAUUUUGUUCUGCGAGUGAACAGUGUCUGGGAGGGUCAGUAAAAGAAGAACCUUGUAACAGUGGUCAGUGUCCUCAGUGGGGAUCAUGGUCAUCAUGGAGUGAAUGUUCUCAAGAUUGUGGUGGUGGUGAACAAUCACGCUCACGUACGUGUUCCAUAAAUCAGCAGUGUGUGGGACCCUCAAAAAUUUCUCAAGCCUGCAAUGUUGAAAAAUGUGUUGAAUGGUCAGCAUGGAGCGAUUGGGAAACUUGUUCAGUUACAUGUGGAAUUGGACAGCAAGUACGCCGCAGGAUUUUUUUUGGGCAAUGUGUGAGUGGCAGUGCUUGCAUCGGUAAGCCGCUGGAAAAUAAAAUGUGCAGGCAGGCAGCUUGUCCUUCUUGGUCAGUUUGGGGAGAGUGGAGCGAAUGCAACGCAAGCUGUGGAGGUGGACAGCAGGUUGCGCAUUUGACGAUAUUUGCUAUUAUGAGUCAAGUCCAUCGAACAAGGACUUGUUACAGUAAGACAGAAUGUCUUGGAGACUCAGAAGAUUACAAACCAUGUGGUGGACAUUCUUGUCCUAAAUGGACUGAUUGGUCAACUUGGACAGAGUGUUCUGAAACUUGUGGUAGAAAUGGUAGUAAAUUGCGUACGAGAUCUUGUCUGAAGGACAACUUGAUAAGUACAGAUUGCAAAGGUGCUGCACAAGAUCAAAUGGCGUGUAUGGACCUUCCAGAUUGUCCUAGUUGGACAUUAUGGAGUUCUUGGUCGUCUUGCUCUGUUACAUGUGGACAUGGUCAAGAAAUAAGGCAACGAUCUUGCUUUCCAGUAAAUGCACAAUGUAUCGGUGCCAAUCAAGAAUUUCGGUUUUGUCAAGAUUCAGUGUGUCCAUAUUGGAAUGAAUGGUCUGCGUGGAGUGAUUGUUCAGUUACUUGUGGUAUAGGAACCUGUGAACGAGUGAGAAAAUGUGUUAUCAACGAUGAUAGUGACAGGAGUGAGAAGAAAGAAGACAACUAUUAUUCAUUAGGUGCCUUACAAAGUAAAGUUCCAAUAAAAAGCGUUAAACGAGCUAUCAUUUCAUCGCAUAACAUAAAUAAUUUGACUUUCGCCCAUUCCAUUUACGGUAAUGUGUCAACAUCAAGAAUGUACACGGGAGACAGAAGUAAUUUAGUAAUCAGAAGUGCAAGAGAUGUAAACAGUUGUGAUGGAGACGCUACUCAAAAAAAAGAGUGUGAUGCUGGGCCUUGUUGCAAACUUUCACAGUGGACUGAGUGGACGCGGUGCAGUGCAAGUUGUGGUGGCGGUACUCGUGAAAGGCAUCGUACAUGCUCCUAUCAAAAUGAAUUACAAAGUUACGAGUUGAGUAGAAGCAACUAUUAUUCUGAAGCUUUGCUAAAAGCUGAAACCCCUCUCAAAGUUAGUGGUGACUCAAACAGAAUCAAAUAUGUUGGACGGUCAAGUAAUGAGAAACGCAAUAUUUGGAGGCCGUUUGCAACUAGCUUACGACCAGUUGUGUCUGCUGUACAUUUCACACCUAUUCAACGUUUACGUCGUCAGUCAAGAAAUCUUGUUGAGUUGAGCUCACUUGAAGAAGACAUUUCCAUACCAUCAACUGAUGAAUAUAUUUGUGGUUGUAAUGGCAAAUUGCAUGAGAAAAUGAAAUGUGCAGAAAUUUCAUGUCCUGAGCAAGUGGCUACUUCCACUUGCAUGUGGUCAGCAUGGUCUGAAUGGUGUCGUUGUAUGGGAUCUUGCACUCAGGGUGUCAAACUAAGAAGCAGGUAUUGUAUCGAUGGUAUUCCAGAAAAUGGCGAUGUGCUCGCUGAUAGUUACUCACGAGCUACUACAUCAAGAUGCUAUUGUUAUGGAAGUAUCACGGACAAAGAAUCAUGCACUCCACAGGCAAAUUAUCUACUUUUUGAUAAAUAA